Molecule: messenger RNA, 1218 nt
Organism: Bolinopsis microptera
Lineage: Eukaryota; Metazoa; Ctenophora; Tentaculata; Lobata; Bolinopsidae
Exons: 12
Coding region: 1-1218 (405 amino acids)
Source: RefSeq, a predicted model, not a curated record
AUGAAAGCUGCUCUGAAAAGUGCCUCCGAGGAAGAGGAUCGUAGUCAAAAUCUGGUCAUCUACGGUCUACCAGAAAAGAGUGAAGAAAUCCUGGAAAAGAGAGUGCUUGAGGUACUAGAAAACAUAGAUGAGAAACCUCGAAUCGUUUCUUGCUGUAGGAUGGGGAGAACUGUAUCAGAUGGAGGACCAGCCGUUAAACCUAUCAAGUUCACUCUUAGCGGCUCAGAUCAUGUGCGGCGAGUGUUGAGCAAAGCGAGAAAACUAAGAGAAGUGGAGGGGUAUGACUCAGUGUACAUCAGCCCCGACCGAUCAGCCGAGCAGAGAGCUGCCUUCAGGAAAACUAAGUGCCUUGCUCUAUCCAGAGCCCUUGCAAUUGCAGUAGCGCGCGCCCGCCUCACGGCAUUAAACAAGCGCGCCCGAAGUGGCGCAAAAGCACAUGGUAUCGUUGGUAUCAAAAAGACAGCAGGGUAUGGACCUCCUAGAGUUUGUUUCCAUAUUAUCAAUAAAAUGAAAAGCUCUGCUGGCAAGUCGAGGUCGUUCCAACGAACUAAAGUGAACCAUGAGACAAGUGGUAAAAUGCAGAAACAUCGGUCACGUGACAAGAUUUCCAGAGCUGUGAAAAGAUUCGUUCUCAGCGACAAAGAUAAAAACGCUCAGUUAGGAGAUGAUGAGGAGGAGGUGUGUCAUGAAAACAACUCUCAAUCAACUGAAAUUGAUUCCGGAAACGAUAUAGAGACUCAAAAAUCGACAGAAACUAAACCGAAGAAAAAUAUGAAGAAGCGUGCAUCGGUUGCUAUUCUCGUUGGCAAGUUUGAGAGCGAGGUUCGAGCAGUGAGGUCUAAAGUGUCCAGAGUAAAACUCCUGAACCGAGCCAGUCUGGACUGUGGUGCUGACUCUCAAAAGGUGCAGUUAGCAAGUGUAUCCCUACCUCCUGCUCCUGUGCUACACAGAGCAACCCACUCCACUUCCUCUACUGAACCAGAAGACAGAGAGGUGGAGUUCAUCUUCUCUUCAUCCGGAUAUAAUCAGGGGUCUGACGAAGAGCUGUUGUUUGUACCACGAGGUUUUAACUCAAACCGGCUUUUGAGACGCAAGAAAGCUCAACGGCGAAAGGACUUUAGGGGCUGGACAAAGUCAGAGAACGGUUCACCAAACAUGCCAAGAUCGGUUCCAGAUGUAAUCUCUCCCUCAAAGCCCUCCCCGGAUAUGACGGUUUGA